UACUCUUAUCUCUGCGCAUGACUACAGUAUGACGCGGCUGUAGAGUCUGGCUACGCGAGACUACAGGCUGAUCACAGGUGUACAUGUACAACACAUCCGCAUGGCAAGGCAAGAUAGAGUGAAGAAUAUUCCUGGUUUCUACUAUGAUCCAACGAAGCGUCGCUACUUUCGCGUGCGACCGGGUCACAACAUGCACAACCCGCUGACAUGGGAGUUAAUAGCCGAAGAAGAAGAGAUACGCAAGAGACGAGAAAUUCAUCAAAAAUCACAGAGCAACCAUUCCACCAACAACCGCCUCGAAGGAAUCCCAACUCUUUUGAGAAAAAGAGAAACAAACGCGUCUUAUCACGGUCGUGCUUGGCAGAACGAAGUAACAAAGAAGAGAGUUCUAGGCAUGCGCCCUCGAACUGUGCUUUGUGAUGGUUGGUGUAGAGCUCCAAAUCAAAUCUUGUUAGAUGCAUCACAGACUCGACUUUUCGUUGCUUGUGGUUGCCUUAAUUGCUUUGAAGUAUCACCAGACAGCCUCGAGUUGAUGCAUACUACAGACCAUCGAAUAUGGAACAGCGAAUUGGGAAUAAAGCAUGUGGCUUUGAGACCACAUCUUUGUGAAGCGUCUUCACCUGUUGGAAUAGUGGUAGCAGAGCAGUUCCCAGCAGUCUUAUUUGACAAAAAUUGUAGACCAAUGAGGGAAGUACCACGUUUAAUGGCAGGUAGUCGCUUUACUCAUUGCUCUUGGCAGAGGAACACGACUCGGCCUACUGAAGUGGCAAUGACUCGAACAUCAGGCAAAUCAAUAGUUCUGUAUGACACCGAAGCAAAUAGCAUUACAAAAUUGCCAGUUGUCGUGCAAAAGUCUGAAGUACUUUGCAUCGAGUUCAUGGCAAGGUCACCGGUGCUAGUAGCCGGAUAUAGAAACGGCAGUGUUUGUGCGUUGGAUCUGCGAGCGAAACAUAAAACAAGAUCAUUCUCAAGUUUCUGUAUGGAAUCAUCAGUCGGAUCAUUAAAGAUGCUAAGAGAUGAGAACUAUGUUCUGGCAAUGGGUUUGAAUGGACAACUUAACAUGUAUGAUUUCAGAGUCGGCAAACAUGUAUUACAGUAUAAACAACACGUGGGAACACACAGACAGUUGUCGUUCUGUACAAACGAUGCAGAUACUCUUGUCUUUGCUUCAGGACAAGAUCAUGUCAUCCGAAUAUGGGACAUACGUAACUCACAGCCGAUACAUCAGUUCGUACCCGAAUUAGAGCUAGAGAAUGGCAAACCAAUCAAAGAAGACCAGAUACCAUGUGUAACAUAUGGAAACAAUCUUGGUGGAACGACUCCAGGCCUUUUGACGUCUACAGACACUAGCAUUCAUUGCUACACAAUAUAGAGAUUGCUACGCAUUUAUUAUAAGGGAUUAAUAUAUAACUAGAUGCAGAAACAUGCUACCACCACAAGUUGCUAAAUAAGAAAAUUAACAACCACAGCCCGUGAGCGCGAUACUGUCGUGCAUACUUACAAUGAGUCAUAAGCUUAUUCU
Corticium candelabrum is the source of this 1522-nucleotide messenger RNA. RefSeq names its product DDB1- and CUL4-associated factor 4-like. The coding region runs from base 101 to 1372 and encodes 423 amino acids. Gene Ontology annotation, cellular component: Cul4-RING E3 ubiquitin ligase complex. The transcript has a single exon. Lineage: Eukaryota; Metazoa; Porifera; Homoscleromorpha; Homosclerophorida; Plakinidae. The record is from RefSeq and is a predicted model, not a curated record. Gene Ontology annotation, molecular function: protein binding.